This is a messenger RNA of Loxodonta africana (African savanna elephant), 6380 nucleotides long. Its product is annotated as tripartite motif-containing protein 10. NCBI's taxonomy places the organism in Eukaryota, Metazoa, Chordata, Mammalia, Proboscidea, Elephantidae. The coding region runs from base 530 to 1975 and encodes 481 amino acids. The transcript has 7 exons. The record is from RefSeq and is a predicted model, not a curated record. Gene Ontology annotation, biological process: innate immune response; protein ubiquitination. Gene Ontology annotation, cellular component: cytoplasm. Gene Ontology annotation, molecular function: zinc ion binding; ubiquitin protein ligase activity; protein binding.
UGGCAUCACCACUCCGGGACCCAGUCUCCCUUCUCCCUGCUGUCCCCCAAAAGAAGAAAUAUCUCUUUCAACAGCAGACAGUUGAGAUAUCGCCACUUCCCUGCUACUGUGAGUGUCUCUAACGAAAAGGACCAGUGAGCCCCAGGCCAUGGGCACAGGUCCAUGAGGCCACCCUGGAAAGCUGUGACCCCUUCUUCCUCACCUUUCUCUGCUAUUUUUCUAUCUUCUACUGUUGGCGGGUGUUUGUCUCUUCUUUUAAAAGACCAGGACCAAACAACACCAGCUGCAAGGGAGGCAAAUGGGAGCUUUGUCCUUGUGGGUGGCCUUCCCUGUGACCAUACCCAUGUGUGUGGCUGUGUGGGUGCUGGUGCGUAUUUGAGAUGCACCUGUGUCUGGCCAUGUGCACAGGCAGCUGUGUGAGUGUGUGGUGUGAGUCCUCGCUGCUUUUCCAGCCCUCCUCCCUCAGCCAAGCAGGGAGGGCGACCUUGAGGAUCAAGUUUGAAUCCUGACUCCGCAUGGCAGCACCAACAUGGCGGCAGCCGCCUCCGUCACCAGCCUGGUCGAUGAGGUCAACUGCCCCAUCUGCCAAGGCACCCUGAGGGAGCCAGUCACCAUCGACUGUGGCCACAAUUUCUGCCGCUGCUGCCUCACCCGCUACUGCGAGGUCCCAGGCCAGGACCCGGAGGAGCCCCCCACCUGCCCGCUCUGCAAGGAGCCCUUCCGCCCAGGGGGUUUCCGGCCCAACUGGCAGCUGGCCAGCGUGGUGGACAAUAUUGAACGCCUCAAGAUGGUGUCCUCGCCCCGCUUGGCAGAGGAGGACGCCUGCCAGGAGCACGGGGAGAAGAUCUACUUCUUCUGCGAGGAUGACGAGAUGCAUCUGUGCGUGAUGUGCCGGGAGGCCGGGGAGCACCGGGCCCACACCGUGCGCUUCCUGGAGGACGCUGCGGGGCCAUACAGGGAACAAAUACAGAAAUGUCUUGUGUGUCUAAGGAAAGAGAGAGAGGAGAUUCAAGGGAUCCAGUCAAGAGAAAACCAAAGGAUACAAGUCCUCCUUACUCAAGUGGCCACCAAGAGACAAAAGGUAGUUUCCGAGUUUACACAUCUGAGCCAGUUCCUGGAGGAACAACAGAACAUCCUCUUAGCCCAGCUGGAGAGGCUGGACGGGGACAUCUUGAAGCAACGAGAAGAGUUUGAUUUUCUGGUCACUGAUGAAAUCUGCCGGUUCAGUACUCUGAUUGCAGAGCUGGAGGAGAAGAAUGAGAGGUCAUCAAGGGAACUCCUGACGGAUAUCAGAAGCACUCUAAUAAGAUGUGAAACCAGAAAGUGCCGGAAACCAGAGGCUGUGUCGCCUGAGCUGGGCCAGAGAAUUCGGAACUUCCCCCAGCAGGCCCUCCCACUACAGAGGGAGAUGAAGACAUUUCUGGAAAAACUCUGCUUCGAGUUGGACUAUGAGCCAGCUCACGUUUCUCUAGACCCCCAGACUUCUCACCCCAAACUCCUCUUGUCUGAGGACCACCAGCGGGCUCGGUUCUCCUACAAAUGGCAGAACUCACCAGACAACCCCCAGCGUUUUGACCGCGCCACCUGUGUCCUGGCCCAUAGAGGCUUCACAGGGGGGAGACACACAUGGGUGGUGAGCAUAGACUUGGCCCACGGGGGCAGCUGUACUGUGGGUGUGGUGAGUGAGGAUGUGCGGCGGAAGGGGGAGCUGCGGCUGCGACCAGAGGAGGGGGUGUGGGCGGUGAGGCUGGCUUGGGGCUUUGUCUCGGCUCUGGGCUCCUUCCCCACACGGCUGGCCCUAGAGGAGCAGCCCCGGCAGGUGCGGGUGUCUCUGGACUACGAGGUGGGCUGGGUGACCUUCACCAAUGAUGUCACUCAUGAGCCCAUCUACACCUUCACGGCCUCCUUCACUGGGAAGGUCUUUCCCUUCUUUGGGCUUUGGGGCCGAGGGUCCAACUUCUGCCUGAGCUCCUGAGAGGGUGGUAUUACCUUCCUUUAAGUACAAGGCUUAAAUAGAGUUCCACGUGGACUUGACCCUUGGCUGGGUACCCUGGAAGACUUGGAAUAGAAAUUACUGCUUUAAAUGAUGAGCUGGGAGUUAGGAUUUUGGCAAAGGACAAGGUGAGAUGAUCUUCAACCCAGUGUUCAAACCCUUCUCCCAAUGCCCAGUGAGUGGUCAGGGUAUCUGGGGACUCAGGCCACUGCCAGUCCUCCUCACCACCAUCUCCACCAGACACAGAAGUAGCUGUAUAGAGGAAGUACUGAAUUUGGAGCCAGAAUACCUGGGUUCCAGACCAAGCCUUGUCAUCAAUCAAUUGUGUGAUCUUAAGCAAGGAACCUCACCUCUCUUCAUCUUAGUGUCUUCCAAAAAUAUUGAGGUUCAUUCCUUCAUACCCUCAAGAAACAUUUAUUGUGUGACCAUUAUGUUCUGAGCAGUAUCAUAGCCACUAGUGAUUAAAAAAAAGAAAAUGAAAAAAAAAAAAAAACUGUCUCUGAAGGAGCUUGCAGGAAGAGACAGUGAGAUAGGAGGAAAUUACAGCACAGUGUGAUGGGCGCUAUGCUAGGGGAAUGAACUGGGUGUUAUGGAAGCUCAGAGGAGGGGGCAUAACCCAGUACGGAGGGUGGGUGUGGGUCAGAGAAGGCUUUCCAGAGAUGUGAGUUUAGAGGGUGAGUAGAGUGAAUGAGGAAAAGAGAUGAGGAAGCAUCUUAGGAAGAGAGAACAGAGGAGAACUGGCUGGAUGACCUGUGACUCCUGGGACACCGGGUCAUCUUCAUGGUCUUCAGGAGAGCAUAGCUGCAUUAUCUGAAGAUGUGAGGCCACUCCCAUUCCUGACACCACUAACUGUCUCCCUUCUCCUGGUGGGAUCAGUUCUGGCUGAGAUGAAGAUGGAGGGCCUUCUGGGGAGGAGGGCAGGAGGAGGUAUGGCCAUAAACCAUAACCGAAGGGCUGUUCUCCAUUUAAUUUACUACCACCACCACUCACCUCUGUGUAGGACCACACUCAGCCCCUGGGAAAAAUCCUUAGAUCUCCAUCUGAGGUUAAGAAAUGAGAUGGUGGAAAGGAAUGAGCCAUAAAUAGCUCAAUUGCAGGAGCAGAAAUGGCACCAUCUGCACACUUGUGCUGGGUAAAAGAAUUCCAGGUAGGGGCAGGGUGAUAAAUUGGAUGAGCUUUGACUUUUAGUCCAAGGAGUUGAGACUCCUCUGGAACUGGACAAAGAGUGACAUAUGGGACCCCUACUUUAUACCAUAUAUGAAAAUUAACUCAAAACGUGUCUGGGAUUCCACCAAAAAGUAAAUUGUAUUUUUCUGUUUGUUCUUACUAGUUUUAUGUUGGUCUUUGGGGCUCUAAAGUAAAUGUGUAUGAAGAUCCCAGCCUGCCAGGGGCCUAUGAAGGGCUACCUGGUCCUCAUAUGCGCAGAUUCAAAAACUUGAAUUAAUGAUCAUCAAUAUCAUUAUUAUCACUGCCAUUAUCACCAUCAUUUUGAUAGCUAUCAUGAUUUAUGUGCUUAUUAUGUGCCAGGUUAAGCCCUUUACAUGCCUUAUGUCAUUUAAUCUUGGUAAUUCUAUGAGAUAAAAAAUAGAUCCUAUUAUUAUCCCCAUUUCAAAGGUGACAAAGCUGAGGACUAGUGAGUUUUGGCUAUUUGAUCAGCCAAAGAUUUUAAUCCAUGCCCAACUGAAGAGCUCUUAAGUGCUACACUGAAUGGCUUUGUUUGGAAAUUGGCCCCUGGGUGGGUCCUGAUAAAUACUUUAAUGCUGGUCACACUCUCCACAAGUGACUUGGAUUCAGAAAGACAAUUUUUAUUUUUUACGCUGAGAAAAUAAAACAGCUGGUGAGAGAAAAUACUCAUCUUGGCCUUUCAGCACUUGAUGUUUACUUGCUCCUGGAGUGUGGAGCCAGAGCAGAAGAAGUGGAUGGAUCCUAAAACACAAUGACUUAAAGAUAAGGCAGCUCCGUGAACUUCCCUGCUCUGCUUGCCCCAGAGUUAGGACUCCAGUUUUUAAUGAUUGGGGCCCUGAUGCCACUAACUCCUUUUCCAAGACUCCAAAGGAGUGUCAUGCAUUUGCUCUAACAUCCACAACUUUCAUCUAAUUUUUUUCACAGCUUAAGUUGUAGCAGCUUCUUCUAUUACAAAGAAUAGAGACCCACUCAAGUUAGUUCAAAUAUGGGAAAGUUUAUUAUAAGAACAGACAUGGAAAUAAGGAAAAAAGGACUUUCCACCAUUUUGCCAGGCCUCAUGGGAAGAAGCUGUGAGGGCAGUGGUGGUUCAGUGGUAGAAUUUUCGCCUACUAUGCGGGAGACAGGAGUUCAAUUCCCAGCCAAUGCACCUCACGCAAAGCCAUCAAUCAUAAUCUGUUGCUAUGAUGCUGAACAGGUUUCAGAGGAGCUUUUUCCAGACUAAGAUGGACUAGUAAGAAAGGCCUGGCAAUCUACGUACUUCCAAAAAUCAGCCAGUGAAAACCCUAUGAAUCAUAGGUCCAAUCUACAACCAAUCACCAGGCAGCGUUUUGUUCCGUUGUGCAUGAGGUCACCAUGAGUUGGGGGCCGACUCAAUGGCAGCUAACAACAGCAACUUGGGAAGCUAUGGGGGGAGGGUGGCACACAACCUGGACACACAAGAAGGGCUGGAGAGUCACAAAAUGCUAAUAAUGAUAACAAACAUAUAUAUCUCUCACUUUGGUCAGACAUUCUAAUAAAUAUUUUAUAUAUUCACUUUAUGUUUGCAACAAUCCUAUGAAGUAGAUGCUAUUAUUAAUUUUUAUGUAUGAGGGAACUGAGAUGUGGAGGUUGAGUGAUAUCAAAUCAACAGAUUAUAAAAGCAGAGCAAGAAUUUGAUUUUAGGUGGUUUGGCUUCCAAGUACGAGCUCAUGGCCGUUAAGCAACACUGCCUUUGUGUGUUCAAGAACUGGCAGGAAGAGGGCUCGAGGUCUAAGGAAGCUCUAGAGACAGAAUCACCCACUCAGCAGCAUGGGCGGCGUAUACUCCAGUACGCUGCCGUGAGUGCAGUUCUGACUCCCUCUCCUUCUGCUGUACCUACCUAUUAAUGACACAUUCAUCAUACAGCCAUUUUGAAUUUCCGAGAGAAUCUGAUACUGUCUUUCUUGGCAGGGCAUAGUCUCUGCUGCCCAGCCUGUAGUUAGGCUGCUCUGGGCCAGAUGCCCAGCCCUGGUCCAGGCAUCUGUGGCCACUUCAGAAGAGGCCAGAGGACCUGGCAGUCACCUCAAUGUAACUGACUUCUCUCUGGGAUAGAGAGACCCUCUGAACUCAUCAUUUUCCUCCCACUCCUGGUAGGAUACUUCUGGACAAGUUCUCUGUGUGACAUUAACCCCAUCUAGGAUGAGGGAAUCGUUAGCUGCCACCUUCAGGGUGUUCACUUCCAGCUGAAUGUCUUGUUCUUAGAUUUUGAGUCUCAUGUUUCUGAUACCCACAGCUUCCUGCCUACUAACUACACCUUUCUUUUUUGAACAUCUACACUACUAAGCUGUUCCUCCACCCCCCGCCCCCUGCCCGCAGUCACCCACCUCCAGUCCAUCCUGCACAAGGGGCCAGACUGGUUUUCCUCAAACACCGCUUGGUCCCUUUACCCUGCCUCAAAACCUUGAUGGCUCCCUAUGUCCUGGAGUCAUCCAUCUAACCCUCUGCUUGACUCUCAGUCUUCCCCAUUCCUGAACAUUCCAGACUAACCAGAUCAGCCUCCUCAUACUCCCACAAACACGCUGUGGCUUAUUCCUGCCUCCAAACUUCCGUUUGUUUAGUUAUUCUGACCUGAAAUGUUCUCACCUUUCUCUCGCGCCUACCAAAUCUCCACCUCCCCUACAAAGCUUUCCCAGUUUCACUCAUUUCUCCCCGAAUGCUCACAGCACGUAGCAUCUAUACCACUUAAUUUAGCCCACCCGCACUCUUUUAUUCCCUUUGUGUUCUGGCUCCACAGCAGCUAGAUUAUAAGCUUCUGGAUGAGGAAAUGGAAUAAGAAGGUGAAAUUAACAUGUUUAAAUGUUUACAGUCUGUUAGGCCCUGCACCUAGCAUGUAUAAUAACAUUUAAUUCUUACAACAACCGCAGGCCACAGGUACCAUUAUCCCCAUUUAUAAUAACAUUUAAUUCUUACAACAACCCCAGGCCACAGGUAUCAUUAUUCCCAUUUUAAAUGGGUAAUACUGAGGUUCAGAAAGGCUAAGUAACUUGCCCAAGCUCAGAAAAGUAUUAGGUGUCAGAACUGGAACUUAAACUCAAGUCUGACUCUGGGAUUUUACUUGUGGCUAUGUUUUAUUCUUUAUAUCCCUCAGUGACUAGACUAGCAUUGAAUAUAUUAGCAAGGGCUCAACAAAUAUUGGCUAACUGGCUACACAUUAAUGGCUCCCUUUCUUAAACACUGAGGAUCA